CUGUUAGCGCGCGCAAGGGGCUUUUAUCCAUGUGCGCGUGCGUUCUUUGUGACGUCACUGGCAGAUCAAAGGAAUUAGCUUUUGCUUUGAUCCGUCAGCUACGUCUAGGGCAGGGAAACCCAAUAAAUAGGGGCUCUCACACAGAAACGUCACUGCUCAUCUGUUUGCAAAUGUUCAACAGUCGGUGUUCCCUAAAACAAGGAAAUUCUCCCGCUGUUCUCUCAAACCCAGAAAAUCAAAUUUGCGACAAAACCAUGGCAACACGCAGCGAAAAUGAAAAUUCAAUCGUGGUCACACCAGACCAGAUUAUGCCACCUAUCAACAGGUGCUUCGAAAGGCUCUCUGAAAGUCAAUUGAGCAUGAUAGAAAGUAGUGCAUGCGACUCGGACGCCCAAGCGGCGCUCGCUGAUAUGAUUUGUGAAAUCAUUCAGAUCGCCUCUACCGGAAUCCUGAAAAAUGCCCUUCCUGUUAUCCAGGAUCGCAAGACGAGGGAAGAUUCGGAGCCUUUAGAUGUGGGGAAAAUAAGCCCGUCCCUCGGAGACUCGAUCUCAGCCGCCAUCGCCAGCGCUCUUGACGUCCCGAAACAGCGACAUGAGAGCGCUGACGAGCUGACACGGAUGGUUGAGGAAGAGAUCUCCGAAAAGGUCAGCUCAGCAGUUAAAGUCAUUACCGAAAGCCCCGAUCUCCCACAAGACCCCGCCGUUUAUGUGAGCGGCAAAUGUAGUAAUAUUAAAAAGCUGCACCGCAUGGUUUGCCACGCUGCCUCGUGCCUUAAAAGGUAUGUAGCACGUAAGCCGCGCUGCCGGUGCGGGUCAAGCGGCUCUGAUUCCGGUACAGAAAGUACGGAUUCAAAGAUGUCGGUGCAAUCAGUAAUCACAGAGAUUUCUGUGAUUCUGUCAUCAAGGAGCUCAGAUGGAGAGAUGACAGAUAAAGAUAAAGAUGAGGAGGAAACUCUAACAGAAAAGGACGAAAUCAAACCAGCUGCAGGAAGCCAAAGUAUCCGAGCUCCAACCCCAGUAGAAGUGGUUGCAGCUGACAUCGUAAAUGAGAUACUUGGCAACAUGGAUUUAAGCAGUGAAGAGCACUGUGAGAGGUGUCGCUUACCCAAACCUGCCUUUAAUGCAGGAUUAAUUAUCAACAAGCUGAGAGACUUCUUCUCCAGAUGUUUGCCAUCCACCUCUCACUCCGGGCUCAAAGCACGCAAACACCGCUUUUCCAUGUUUGCAAAAAAACUAUUUGAAAAAAUGAAAAAAGAGCUGAGAAAAGUAAUAAAGGCAAACAGGAAUUUUUUUGUUUGUCUAAAAAACAUUUGCAAGUACCCCAAAAGUGACACAGUGCCCUCAGAUGAAAGUAAGGUUUUCAGCCUCUCAGGGUCAGUCCCAGAAACUCUUCGUCCCCAGAGUACAGAGGCUCAUCGAGCCCCUUCCCGAAACACACUGCUUCGUUACAUAUGUUCUGCUCCGGUCGACUUUGAUGGCAUUAGAUCAGAGGUUAAUCAGUUAUUUGACAAACUAACAAAGAAAGAAGAACCUUUCAUCAUUCAUAAAACACUGGAAAACUUUAGAAAUACUGGGGCAACCAGAGAUUUUACUGUGGAGUUGACGGGAAAAGUGUUUGAUCUACUUAUGACAGAUCGACUGUAUCAAAUCCCCGAACCUCUGAUGGGUAGAUCCCUGUCUGACACCGUCAUCUCCAGGACUCCACGACAAACACAUGGCUUAAUGCGUCCCUUUUCUGCUGAAGUCCUCUAUGUGCUUGUAGAAGACGCAGUAGAAAAGUUUGUACAAAAGCUUUUACUCUGGGUGGAGAACGAAGACCAAGAUCAAAUGAUUGAUGACAAGGUUUCUGUGGCUGUGGAAGACAUCCAGAACUUUAUGAAAAGAACAAGGACCCCAACAAAGGACACAAGCACAGAUUCAGAUGGCAGUGGAAGAGAAUCUGUUCCAUUACCUGUAACACCAAAAUCUGGGAGCAUUACCCCGGAAAAAUCCUCUCUGGCAGCUGAUCAGAGAUGUCAAACACCAAAAUCUGGGAGCAUUUCCCCAGAAAAAUGCUCCCUGGCAGCUGAUCAGAGAUCUCAAACACCAAAAUCUGGGAGCAUUUCCCCAGAAAAAUGCUCCCUGGCAGCUGAUCAGAGAUCUCAAACACCAAAAUCUGGGAGCAUUUCCCCAGAAAAAUGCUCCCUGGCAGCUGAUCAGAGAUCUCAAACACCAAAAUCUGGGAGCAUUUCCCCAGAAAAAUGCUCCCUGGCAGCUGAUCAGAGAUCUCAAACACCAAAAUCUGGGAGCAUUUCCCCGGAAAAAUGCUCCCUGGCAGCUGAUCAGAGAUCUCAAACACCAAAAUCUGGGAGCAUUUCCCCAGAAAAAUGCUCUCUGGCAGCUGAUCAGAGACCUCAAACACCAAAAUCUGGGAGCAUUUCUCCCCAAAAACGCUCUGCCAGUGUUUCAGGCUCUCCCAAGGAUUCCUCUGACAUGUCAGAGAUGAGGUCUGCAUCAGUGUCAUCUUCUGAUGCUGAGAGAAUUUCCAAUGACCUCGCUUAUAUCCUCAUGAUGAGAAUCAUCAAAAAAUCAAGCCCUGAAACUCAACACUUUUGUGUCAGGACCUCAUGUACUACAAAAGAACUAGACGUGGUCCUCAAGCGUCUGCGAGAUCUGAUGCAGCCUGAAAUCAGCAGCACAGAGUCCGCCACAAGUCUGACCAAUGACAACAAAAAGUUCAUCAAGAAAAUGGCCAAAUGCCUCAUCAAGGAGUUUGGCUCCCCAGACGAUGUGUUAAAGGCUGCGAUGGCAAAUGAUGCGUCUUUUGAUGAGGCUCUGAUAAAGCAUCUAAAAAUGCUCCUCGGAGUCAUCCCCAGUCCUCCCAAAAAGUCCAAAAUUUCCAGGUUUUUUUCAGCAUUGGGAAAAACUCUGCGAAAACCCUUUAGGUGGUUCACUAAAGCCAGAGAUGAUUAAAAUGACCUUCCUGGCUUUUCCCCGCCGCGCUGCUUCUUUUAACAUCUUGAAGCAGAAUUUUGGCACCAAAUCCAAAUUUUAACAACUGUAGUUCACGCCAUCUUGUCUCCUUUUUGAUUUUCAUCCCCCCCAACCGGUCGCAGCGGAUGGCCGUCCCUUCUGAGCCCGGUUCCGUUGGAAGUUUCUUCCUGUUAAAGGGAGUUUUUCUUCCCCACAGUCGCCUAGUGCUUGCUCAGAGGGGGAUCAUUUGAUUGUUGGGGUUCUCUGUAGUACUGUAGGGUUUUGACCUUACAGUACAAACAGGGAGGAGACUUUGUGAUUUGGUGCUUGAUUUUUAAAAUAUCUAAU
Oreochromis aureus is the source of this 3299-nucleotide messenger RNA. RefSeq lists its product as uncharacterized. The record is from RefSeq and is a predicted model, not a curated record. The transcript is spliced from 2 exons. The coding region runs from base 30 to 2951 and encodes 973 amino acids. Lineage: Eukaryota; Metazoa; Chordata; Actinopteri; Cichliformes; Cichlidae.